Periconia digitata is the source of this 1974-nucleotide messenger RNA. The record is from the annotation of a GenBank genome assembly. NCBI's taxonomy places the organism in Eukaryota, Fungi, Ascomycota, Dothideomycetes, Pleosporales, Periconiaceae.
GGUGUCCAGAAGCUAAGUGGCAACCCAGCCUGUCCACUUCACCGGGGAAUCUGUAUUGCAGCAAAGCACGACGAUAAGCCCUGUUGGGUAUCAGCUGUGGCAGAUCCAGACCCUUGGCCAAACGCCAUGCUCUCUUGGCUGCAUCGCCCAUCUCGUUGUCUCGUGAGUAGUGUUUCCUUGGAUGGCACCCAUAUCAUGCAGGGACAACUUGUUACUUGCUACCGGGACCCUUCGUUGACAUGCCCCUUAUCAAUACGCCUCGCGCGUUCACAUUCGGAAACUACGUAUUUAUUCCUACCGGCCGUGAGGUACGGCGCAGUCCAUAAUCCGAUGAUGAUGAUGCUCUUCCUCCCAAUCAACCCGUCUUUGACUUUUACGCCGCUUUGCUAUUCCCGUUUUUGUGAUCACGCUGCUGCACGCCACGGAUCUCACGCCCUUGGCAGCCCAGAUGUCCCGGGAAACAUAUUCCCUACAAGCCCGGCUUGGGCCGAUAAGCUUCGAGACUUUCGGUGGGAAUCCCGAGUAAGAAUAGCGAUCUCGUAUAGGACACAUUCAUAACCUAGCAAGCGCCGCAUAUUCGUGGGUGCUUUGCUCCAAUAGCUCAUCAUGGCUCUUGAUCCGGAUCUGAGAAUUAUCGUCAAUGGUGACAGCGCGAAAGUGUUUCGUCGUGGUGAUAGUGUCACUGGAACGAUUGUACUUGCAGCUGGAGAAGAGGUAGAUGUCAGCUCACUUGUUCUGAGUUUCAUGGGCACAGUUACAACAGUGACGUCCCGGCCGUUCUACCCAAUGAGCAAUAACGCCAACGGGGAGCCAUCUGCACGACAGGUCGGGGAACGCGUGACAUUAUUCAAUCUGGAAUCAGAACUCCUCUCACGAUGUACCCUGGACGACAAGAAACGAAGCUGGACUUUCGAAUUCGAGUUCCCCAGUCUGACUAUCCCCAAAUAUCCGCGAUUCCAUCAUGGCCCCAAAUACUCUAAAGGUCCGCAUCCACUGCCGCCAUCGUUCCAGACAUGUAUCGAUAACUUUGCCGGAUCCGCUACCAUCUCAUACUUUCUCAAGGCGACGUUCAAGAUGGAUGGAACACGGGAGCCAUUGAAGAUAUACCAUGUGCUACCUUACCAUCCCACCCCAGAACAUUUGAAUACAGAAACAAGAAUCGUCUCAAGAGUGUUGUACGCUCAGACGUGGAAGCCGAUAUCUGCUCAGCAUAAAUCCGUCGACAGGGCCUUCUCUAGGUUGACUCGACGGAACGCAACAAAUUCCAAUAGUCCACGUAUAGUGCCGACCGUAUAUUAUCCCGAGAAGACUAUGCCAGGGCAACAUAUUCCGAUUUCACUUUCGCUCGUCGACAAAAACGAGUUACUGGACGCCGAUGAUACUACUCGGGAUCAUUGCGAGCUUGAGUCGGUAAACAUUUCGAUCGGGACACACACCACGUCUAUUUGUGGUCAUCCUGCGUCACAUGCUGAGGAUACUAUGAGCAAAUAUGUCACCUGUAUAGACAGGAAGCAUAUCAAUCAGACAAUCAACUUCGGAGACCGGAUCAAUUUAACACAUAAUUUCCGAUUGGUAGACGACGCAGAAUGUGUGCCGUCUUUCAAAACAUACAUCGUCACUCGAAGCUAUGAUCUCAUAGUUAAGGUCGGAGUUAAGUACAGAGGUCGCGAAUUUGGCAUAUGCAGCAAGACCGCGCUGGAAAUAUUACCUCGCAUACCUUGUAACUUGAUAUCCAAUAGCCCGGGAAGUGAAGAGAUUCAAGACGAUCCGUUGCCCCUGUACACACCAAGGGAGUCGUCCAAGGAGCUUGCACCCGACUAUUUCUCGAUUUAUGGUCAUACCAGAGGUCUUUCCAAUUAUAACUCCAGCUCUGCUUCACUGCCGUCUAGUGAUGGUAGGAGUAGAGGGUCGAGCAUGACUUCUGGUCUUUCGACCCCCGCAUCGGAGCCUGAACAAGCGGUCGUGUAUGCAUGA